CUGGGAUCUCUGCGUAUAGUGAACGUUGGAAGCUAACAAAGCACGCUGAUUCUAAGAGACGCUUUUGCCUGAAAACAUGAGUCUCCGGAAACAGACACCGAGUGAUUUCUUGAAGCAGAUCAUCGGUAGGCCUGUGGUGGUCAAACUGAACUCCGGCGUCGAUUACAGAGGAGUCCUAGCCUGUCUGGAUGGGUACAUGAACAUCGCUGUGGAGCAGACAGAGGAGUACGUGAAUGGACAACUCAAGAACAAGUAUGGCGACGCGUUCCUGAGAGGAAAUAACGUGUUAUACAUCAGCACCCAGAAGAGGAAGAUGUGAAGACAAUUUUUUCCCUUUUUUUUUUGUUUUGUUUUGUUGUUUUGUUUUGUUAUAGCAAGGAUUCAUUUGAGUUUACCAGUUUUUUUUUUUUUCUGUUGUGCGAAUAUUUUAGUUUGUCCUGGGUGACGUUUUGUAAGUCGAAGAUUGGUAUGUUUUGCACACGCUGGCUUGAAAUAAAUAAUUUGUUUUUCGGA
Messenger RNA from Chanos chanos (milkfish), 513 nucleotides. It is a transcript of the gene lsm6, whose product is annotated as LSM6 homolog, U6 small nuclear RNA and mRNA degradation associated. The coding region runs from base 77 to 319 and encodes 80 amino acids. NCBI's taxonomy places the organism in Eukaryota, Metazoa, Chordata, Actinopteri, Gonorynchiformes, Chanidae. Gene Ontology annotation, cellular component: nucleolus; U6 snRNP; sno(s)RNA-containing ribonucleoprotein complex. Gene Ontology annotation, biological process: maturation of SSU-rRNA; mRNA splicing, via spliceosome. The record is from RefSeq and is a predicted model, not a curated record. Gene Ontology annotation, molecular function: RNA binding. The transcript has 4 exons.